CUCCUCUUCGCCGGCCGGGAGGCGAGCCGAUCGAUGCCGAGCUGCACCGCGUCCACCAUGCCGGGCAUGAUCUGCAAGAACCCGGACCUCGAGUUCGACUCGCUGCAGCCCUGCUUCUACCCGGACGAGGAUGACUUCUACUUCGGCGGCCCGGACUCGACCCCCCCCGGGGAGGACAUCUGGAAGAAGUUCGAGCUGCUGCCCACGCCCCCGCUGUCGCCCAGCCGCGCCUUCCCGGAGCACAGCCCGGAGCCCCCGAACUGGGCCACCGAGAUGCUGCUGCCCGAGGCCGACCUGUGGGGCAACCCGGCCGAGGAGGACGCGUUCGGCCUGGGGGGCCUGGGCGGCCUCACCCCCCACCCGGUCAUCCUCCAGGACUGCAUGUGGAGCGGCUUCUCGGCCCGGGAGAAGCUGGAGCGCGCCGUGAGCGAGAAGCUGCAGCACGGCCGGCCGUCGGCGGGGUCCGCCGCCCCGGGCCCGGGGGCGGGCGCCGCCAACCCCGCCGGCCGCGGGCACGCCGCGGGGACGGGCCGCGCCGGGGCCGGCCUGCCCUCCGAGCUCGCCCACCCGGCCGCCGAGUGCGUGGAUCCCGCCGUGGUCUUCCCCUUCCCGGUGAACAAGCGCGAGCCCGCGCCCGCCCCCCAGGCCGGUGCUCCGGCGGCGGGCCCCGCGGCCGCUCCGGGGGCGGGCGCCGCGGCCCCAGCCGGCGCCUCGGUGGCCUCUCUCGCGCGCCCCGGCGGCCGCCCCGCCAGCGGCGGGGACCACAAGGCUCUCAGCACCUCCGGCGAGGACACUCUGAGCGACUCAGAUGAUGAAGACGACGAGGAGGAAGACGAGGAGGAGGAGAUCGACGUGGUGACGGUGGAGAAGCGGCGGUCCUCCGCCAACAGCAAGGCCGUCACCACCUUCACCAUCACCGUGCGCCCCAAGAGCGCGGCCCUGGGCCCGGGGAGAGCCCACCCGGGGGACCUGAUCCUCAAACGCUGCGUCCCCAUCCACCAGCAGCACAACUACGCGGCGCCCUCGCCCUACGUGGAGAUCGAGGAGGCGCCGCCCCAGAAGAAGAUCAAGAGCGAGGCGUCCCCGCGGCCCCUCAAGAGCGUCAUCCCCCCGAAGGCCAAGAGCCUGAGCCCCCGCAACUCCGACUCGGAGGACAGCGAGCGCCGCCGCAACCACAACAUCUUGGAGCGCCAGCGCCGCAACGACCUGCGCUCCAGCUUCCUCACGCUCAGGGACCACGUGCCAGAGCUGGUGAAGAACGAGAAGGCCGCCAAGGUGGUCAUUUUGAAAAAGGCCACCGAGUACGUGCACGCCCUGCAGGCCGAGGAGCACCAGCUGCUGCUGGAGAAGGAGAAGCUGCAGGCCCGGCAGCAGCAGCUGCUGAAGAAGAUCGAACACGCUCGGACUUGCUAAACGGUUCUCCAAACGGGACAGUCACUGCCACUUUGCACAUUUUGAUUUUUGUGUUUUUUUUUUUUUUUUUUUUACAUUGUUGACAUUAAGAAUGUUGGUUUACUUUCAAAUCGGUUCCCUCCUUGCCCCCCCCGUCGAGUUUGGAUCUGGGUGGGGAGCAGCAGGACAUGUGUGUGGGGGGGCGGUUCUGCCAGGACCUCCUGCGAGAGGGCCUGGGUGAUGGGAUGCUGUGUGGCCCUUGACGUUUCCUCCGAGUCACCUCCAAGACAGCCGUGGGAGUGCGUGACAGUGGGGAGCCUCUGGGGCUGUGGAAGUCACCUUGUUCCAAGUUUCCAAACAUCAGAAAGUCAUUCCUUUUAAAAUGGUGCUUACGUUCCAGCAGAUGCCACGGGAGGGGGUUGCCAGUUGAGACCCCCCCGGAGAACACUUCUGUAAAUACCACUGACACACCCGCCUUUUGUAUGCGUCCCGGGUAAUGAGAGGUGGCUUUUGUGGCCAGUAUUAGACUGGAAGUUCAUACCUAAGUACUGUAAUACCUCAAUGUUUGAGGAGCAUGUUUUGUAUACAAAUAUAUUGUUAAUCUCUGUUAUGUACUGUACUAAUUCUUACACUGCCUGUAUACUUUAGUAUGAUGCUGAUACAUAACUAAAUUUGAUACUUAUAUUUUCGUAUGAAAAUGAGUUGUGAAAGUUUUGAGUAGAUAUUACUUUAUCACUUUUUGAACUAAGAAACUUUUGUAAAGAAAUUUACUAUAUAUAUAUGCCUUUUUCCUAGCCUGUUUCUUCCUGUUAAUGUAUUUGUUGUUUGGUGCAUAGAACUGGGUAAAUGCAAAGUUCUGUGUUUAAUUUCUUUCAAAAUGUAUAUAUUUAGUGCUGCAUCUUAUAGCACUUUGAAAUACCUCAUGUUUAUGAAA
Eptesicus fuscus (big brown bat) is the source of this 2326-nucleotide messenger RNA. It is a transcript of the gene MYCN, whose product is annotated as MYCN proto-oncogene, bHLH transcription factor. Lineage: Eukaryota; Metazoa; Chordata; Mammalia; Chiroptera; Vespertilionidae. Gene Ontology annotation, molecular function: DNA-binding transcription factor activity, RNA polymerase II-specific; RNA polymerase II cis-regulatory region sequence-specific DNA binding; protein dimerization activity. Gene Ontology annotation, biological process: regulation of transcription by RNA polymerase II. The record is from RefSeq and is a predicted model, not a curated record. The transcript has 2 exons. The coding region runs from base 34 to 1413 and encodes 459 amino acids.